This is a messenger RNA of Desarmillaria tabescens, 1266 nucleotides long. Its product is annotated as alpha/beta-hydrolase. Gene Ontology annotation, molecular function: epoxide hydrolase activity. The transcript is spliced from 9 exons. Gene Ontology annotation, biological process: epoxide metabolic process. Bases 1 to 1266 code for a protein of 421 amino acids. The record is from RefSeq and is a predicted model, not a curated record. Lineage: Eukaryota; Fungi; Basidiomycota; Agaricomycetes; Agaricales; Physalacriaceae.
AUGCCUCCCCAAGACGCCGUACCCUUCAAGAUCGCAGUCCCAGACGGGAAAAUCCAACUCCUCCGUCAGAAGCUCGACUUGGUCAACUUCCCCGACGAGCUCGAUGAUUCGGGCUUGAAGUACGGCGCGCCGCUAGCUGAUAUCCGCCGUCUCGUCGCUCGGUGGAAGGAGGGCUAUGAUUGGCGGACUCACGAGGCCGCUCUGAAUGCUGAACUGCCCCAGUUCACGCUUGAUAUCCCUGUUGAAGGGUUUGGAACGCUUAAUAUUCAUUUUGUGCAUCAGAGGAGCAAGGUGGGGGGUGCGAUUCCCUUGUUGUUCGUUCAUGGGUGGCCAGGAAGUUUCAUUGAAGUGCAGAAGCUACUUCCGCUCUUGACUGAGCCCUCCUCUGCUGAACAUCCGAGUUUUCAUGUAGUGGCUCUCAGUCUGCCUGGGUAUGGGUUCUCGCAAGCGCCGACUAAGCAGGGAUUUGCAAGCGCACAGUACGCGGAGGUCGGGCAUAAGCUCAUGCUCGCUCUCGGAUACGAUGCCUACGUCAUGCAAGGAGGCGACUGGGGAGCACGCAUCACUCGUGUAAUAGCCGUCAAAUAUGGUGGAACCCACGCAAAGGCAUGGCAUACCAAUUUACCUCUCGGAGCCAAGCCCCCGAUAUCGCGUCCCUUACUCUGGCUCAAGGACCGCCUGAUGCCUUUGACUGCGGUUGAGAAAGAAGGCAUGCAGCGUUCCAAGGUGUUUGAUGCUACAGGUCGCGGAUACUUCCAGGAGCAGGCUACUCAGCCUCAGACUAUUGGGUAUUCGUUGGCUGAUUCUCCCGUCGGUCUUCUUGCUUGGAUUUAUGAGAAACUGGUCAACUGGACGGAUGGAUACCCAUGGGGAGACGAUGAAGUAUUAACCUGGGUAUCGAUAUACCUGUUCUCCCGCGCAGGCCCAACGGCAUCUGUGCGAAUCUACUACGAGACAAGGCAGGAAGACGCUGCCAACGCACCCAAGUCAAAGCCAUCGAGCUUUGCUUCCCCCAAGAUGCCCAUACCAAAGAUCAAACCAUCCACCAUCCCCAUGGGCGCUUCGUAUUUCGCGAAAGAAAUCCGGCGGACACCCAAGACGUGGACUCAAGCGAUAGGUAACCUCAAGUUCGUAUCCGAACACGCUCAUGGAGGUCACUUUGCGGCGCAUGAGAAGCCAUCGGAGUUGGCGGAUGAUUUGAGGAAGUUUUUUGGCAGAGGCGGGGCUGCAGCGGGGGUGGUUCCUGGGAAGAGUGGGUAUAACUGA